Molecule: messenger RNA, 1818 nt
Organism: Salvia splendens (bonfire salvia)
Lineage: Eukaryota; Viridiplantae; Streptophyta; Magnoliopsida; Lamiales; Lamiaceae
Product: bicyclogermacrene synthase
Exons: 7
Coding region: 27-1700 (557 amino acids)
Biological process (GO): diterpenoid biosynthetic process
Molecular function (GO): terpene synthase activity; magnesium ion binding
Source: RefSeq, a predicted model, not a curated record
UACGGAACUUAGAAACAUAGAGUAAGAUGGAGAUAUGUUCACUACCUGUUCCAGCCAAGAACGGCAAGAGCUUAGAUGAAAUUCGUAAAUCUGCAAAAUUUCAUCCAUGCAUAUGGGGCGACUUCUUCCUCAAAUAUAAUUCAGAUAACACGAAAAUCACUGAUGCUGAACAAGAAGAACUCACAAUGAAAAAAGAAAUGGUCGGAAAAUUGCUUGCAGAAACUUCAGAUGAUUUACCGUGUAAAUUGGAACUCAUCGAUGUGAUUCAGCGCCUAGGAGUGGAAUACCAUUUUGAAAAAGAGAUCAAGGCAUCCUUGAAAUAUAUUCAUGAUAAAUACAAGCACCAAAAUGGCAAAGACAACGAUGAUCUUCGCAUUGUGGCUCUUCGUUUUCGUCUACUUAGACAAGAAGGUUACAACGUCCCAUGUGACGUGUUCCGCAAAUUCAUUGACAAUGAAGGAAAUUUUGUGGCAUCGUUGGAAAAUAAUGUUGAAGGUUUGUUAAACUUAUACGAGGCAGCACAUUUUGCAACAAAUGAGGACGAAGUGUUGGACAAAGCAAUAGAGUUUUGUUCGUCUCAUCUUCGUGCUUCACUACUCAACAAGAUGGCCAAUGUUUCUCUUUCCAAACGUGUUAAUGAAGCCUUGAUUAUGAACAUGCCAAUUCGAAAGACUCUCACAAGAUUGGGUGCCAGAAAAUUCAUAGCUGUAUACGAAAAAGACGAGACGCGCAGUGAAAUGGUGCUGAAUUUUGCGAAAUUGGAUUUCAAUAUUGUGCAGAAGAUGCACCAGAGAGAGCUCAGUGAUGCUACAAGGUGGUGGAAGAAAUUGGACGUGGGGAACAAAAUGCCUUAUGCAAGAGAUAGACUUGUGGAGUGCUUCUUUUGGAUGCUUGGAGUCUACUUUGAGCCAUGCUAUGCUAAAGCAAGAAGAAUAUUGCUUAAAUGCAUAAGUAUGGCUUCCAUCAUCGACGACACGUAUGAAUAUGCAACGCUAUAUGAACUACAAAUUUUGACUGAUGCGAUUCAACGUUGGGAUGUUAACGCGACGUUGGAGGAUUCGCCACCGUACAUCCAAAUGUGCUACAGAAGCCUUAUUCAAACGUAUAUUGAAAUAGAAGAUGAAAUGGAGAAGACGGGAGAAUCAUAUCUUGUCCACUAUGCAAUAAAAGAUAUGAAAAAAUUAGUGAUGGCAUAUUUUGAAGAGCCAAAAUGGUUGUAUAAUAAGUAUAUUCCAACGGUGGAGGAGUACAUGAAGGUGUCCAUUGUAUCAUGUGGUUACAUGACACUGUCAACUACUUCUUUACUAGGUAUGGGAGAUCAAGUGAGGAAAGAGGAUAUCGAUUGGAUUAUAAAUGAACCUUUAAUAGUUCGAGCAUCGUCAACAAUUUGUCGAUUAAUGGACGAUUUAGUCGGAGAUGAGUUUGAGCAGAAAACGUCAUCGGUGGAUUGUUACAUGAAACAAUAUGGUAUGUCGAAGGAGGAAGCUUGUGCUGAACUCCAACGACAAGUGAAGAAUGCGUGGAAGGAUAUGAAUCAAGAAUGCCUCGAGCCAAGGCCGGUGCCUAUGCCAAUCCUUAUGCGUGUUUUCAAUCUUGGUCGCGUCAUCCACCUUCUCUAUUCAGACGACGAUUGCUAUGCCAAUCCCAUCAAGUCCAAAGAAUGGAUCGAGAUGGUGCUUGUUGAGCCCCUCAAUAUUUAAGCUACUAGUCAAUGAUACAAUAAUAAAGUCUGUCGUCUAGGCCUUGAAUUUCUUCUAUCUAUAUGUUGUAAUCACAUAUUAACACUUUCGAAAUUGAAGUUUAAAACAACUUUCUACA